Solea senegalensis (Senegalese sole) is the source of this 5055-nucleotide messenger RNA. RefSeq names its product adenylate cyclase 7 (gene adcy7). The transcript is spliced from 27 exons. Gene Ontology annotation, biological process: intracellular signal transduction; adenylate cyclase-inhibiting G protein-coupled receptor signaling pathway; adenylate cyclase-activating G protein-coupled receptor signaling pathway. NCBI's taxonomy places the organism in Eukaryota, Metazoa, Chordata, Actinopteri, Pleuronectiformes, Soleidae. Gene Ontology annotation, cellular component: plasma membrane. Gene Ontology annotation, molecular function: adenylate cyclase activity. The record is from RefSeq and is a predicted model, not a curated record. The coding region runs from base 678 to 4016 and encodes 1112 amino acids.
GCACAGAGCGGCUGGCGCGCGGACGGUAGUGGAGAUGAGCACGGGGACCACAGUGCGCUCUCUCACCCAGCACGUUCAAACCGUCCCCUUCAUCUACGUGCGGGACGCUCCUGAAACCUGGCAGGUGCCUCCUGAGGAGUGGAGCUGUUUCACCAGUCUGUUGUAUCCUGAAUCGUGGUGGGGUCACCGAUGAUCUGCUCAUCUACUCCUACUUUGCGCCUGUUCUUCCUCCUUUGCCCUCUCCUCCCUUUUCUUUAACUCCCCUCCCCUCCUAUUCUGUCUUUCCCAGCCCCAACCUCAGACCCAGUAAAGGGAGCAACACAGAAGCUGGCAAAGGAUGAAGCAGGACUGUCUGCCAACAUCAGACAGAGGAUAGAAGACACAAAAGGACCAUCGAAGGGGAGGGAGAGUGAGAGACUGAGAGGACGACUCUUGUGGAGAGCCACCAUAUAGCUGUGAGAGAUAACAACAACCCUCAAGAUGCCUUGCCGAAGGAAAAACACAAGUUUCACUUGAGCAUCAUGAGCUAGCAAGGUGCCUCCAAAAGACACAAAACUGUGGACUUCUAUUCAACAAACUUUGGACUCGCACACCUAAAAAAAGUUGUGGAGCCACUCACUCCUGCUCUCUGGGGCUCCCUGUGAACACCUGCUAUGCCUCUGUGAGAAGUCUGAACCAUGCCAGCCAAGGGGAAGUACCUGCUGAAUGACCAGGAGCUGAAAAAUGAGGCGCUGUACCGCAAAUUCUCCUGCAUCAGCCAGUAUCAGCCGCUGGUGCUCCUGCUGGGCCUCUCCAUGAUCUCCUGUGCAAUCCUCCUCAUCCUCUUCUUUGCUCUUGGACUGAGUGCAAGAGAACACUGUGCCUUUGUGAGCGUGGUGAGCGGCAGCCUGUGUGUGUUCUUGGCCGUAUUUGUGCUGGUGUGUACGGAGAUACUCUCGCAGCGAUGGAGACGUCUACUGGGCCUGAUUGUCUGGGCCACACACCUCACCAUGGGCUACACAUUCAUCUUCUGCAGCCCCAUCAUCCUGCCUUGGGACCAGGUGCCUUUCUUCCUCUUCAUCAUCUUCACCGUGUAUACCAUGCUGCCAUUCCAGAUGUGGUACGCUGUGGUGCUCAGCAUCAUCUCCUCCAUGUCCCACAUUAUAGCCCUCACAGUGCGCCUCACCAUUUACAGCAAUCAGCCUAACCGUUACAUUGCGCAACAGCUUCUGUCCAAUGUAGUGGUAUUUCUGUGUGGCAGUGUAGUUGGAGCCUUCCACAAGGUCCUUAUGGAGAAAACACUGAGGCAGACCUUCCAAGACACCCUGAGGUGCCUGAGCAUGCGGAUGAAGCUGGAGAUAGAAAAAAGACAACAGGAGAACCUGCUACAGUCCGUGCUGCCGGUGUACAUCUCCAUGAAGAUGAAGCUUGCCAUCAUGGAGCGAUUGCAAGACUGUAAAGACAAAGCAGAGCAACAGCGGCUCGUUAAAGAUAAUAACUUCCACAGUCUUUAUGUCAAGAGGCAUGAGAAUGUCAGUAUUCUGUAUGCUGACAUUGUUGGCUUCACCCGGUUGGCCAGUGACUGUUCUCCUAAGGAGCUGGUCAUCAUGCUCAAUGAACUAUUUGGAAAAUUUGACCAAAUUGCCAAGGAGAAUGAAUGCAUGAGAAUCAAAAUCCUUGGCGAUUGCUACUACUGUGUGUCAGGGCUGCCGGUCUCUCUGCCUAAUCACGCCAAGAACUGUGUCAAAAUGGGCCUCGACAUGUGUGAAGCUAUUAAGCAGGUGCGCGAGGCCACAGGAGUGGAUAUUAACAUGAGAGUGGGGGUGCAUUCUGGCAACGUGCUCUGCGGCGUUAUAGGUCUUCGCAAAUGGCAGUUUGACGUGUGGUCACAUGACGUCACUCUGGCCAAUCACAUGGAGUCCGGAGGCCUUCCAGGACGAGUCCACAUCACAGAGGCAACUCUGAAGCACCUAAACAAGGCGUAUGAAGUGGAAGAGGGCAACGGUCACUCCAGGGAUCCCUACCUGAAAGAGCUCAACGUCCUCACCUACCUGGUCAUUGAUCCACGGUCUAAGGACCCAUCACUGUACACCAGGAGUGCACCUAAGCCUAGAGUGAAUGAUGGCCUGAAGAUGCGGGCAUCUGUGCGUAUGACCCGUUACCUGGAAUCGUGGGGCGCUGUCAAACCGUUCGCCCACCUCCAGAGCCCAGAGGGCUUUACCCCAGACACUGGUGUCAAUGGCAAGCCACACUGCAAGGACAUUCCCCUGCGAACAGCUCCUACAUCGAAACUCCCUGACAGCUUUGAUGAGUCUCUAGAGGAACCAUUGUCCUUGCCUGCACAUCCAUUCAGCAGCCAUAAGAACAAAUCCCAGAAGAUCAAGUUUGAUGAGGAGCUACACAAUGAGAUGACCACUACCAUAGAUGAGCUCAGUAGCAAGCAGUGGUCUAAGUCUGAAGAGAGUGUCCGAUUAGCUCUGUGGUUUCCUAAGAAAGAUCUAGAAAAACAGUACCGAGCGCUGGAUUUGCCGAUGUUCAAACACUACGUUGGCUGUGCCACCUUCAUCUUCCUGUGCAUCUUUGUAAUUCAGAUGUUUGUCACAAAGGAUCGACAGAUGCUGGGAAUGUCUUUCGGAGUGUUGGUUUGUGUGCUGCUGCCGACUCUGGCCAUCUGUUACGCAGGUCACUUACAGCUCCUGUUUCCAGAUAAGCUGUCAAGGUGCCACUGGCUGCCAGCUGUUUCAGAGGCGGUGGUGAAGAGGCCGUGUGUGCGCCUCCCUCUGGCCACAAUCACUACAAUGGUCAUUAUUAUCUUGGCAGUGUUCAACCUGUGCUUCAUUGAGAAAAGUAUGACAGACGAUAUUUCUGACCUAUGUCACGCAAAUAAUUCGCAUGAGCAAGGAUUAGAUGGAGGCCUCUUCUACCUGCCGUACUCCGUGUACUGCUGCAUCCUCUCCCUCAUUGCAUGUGGAGUCUUCCUGCGGGUGAGCUUUGAGCUCAAAGUGUUCUUCCUCACCCUGGCCUCCACAGUGUACUACAUCAUCAUCCUCAGCACCAAGAGGGAAAUCUUUUUGGUCUAUGGAAAUGUCCUCUACGCUCAGACUAACAGCAGCUGGGACUGCAGCAGAGAAGAUGAUUCUAUCCUGAGAUGGAUAGGUCUGGUGAAACACCCGCAGGUGAUGAGCUGCAUAUACAUCAGCCUCUUCCUGGUGACGAUGCUCAUCAUCUCACAACAGAACGAGUCCUGCUUCCGCCAGGAUUUUCUACUGAAGUACAAGAACCACACGGAGCAGGACGAGAUCGAGACCAGGGAGAACCUGAACCGGCUGCUGCUGGAGAACGUGCUUCCGGCUCAUGUGGCAACGCUGUUUGUUGGGGAGAACAAAAAGAAUGAGGACCUCUACUACAAGUCCUAUGACUGUGUGUGUGUGAUGUUCGCCUCGGUGCCAGACUUCAAAGAAUUUUACACAGAGUGCGAUAUCAACAAGGAGGGCCUGGAGUGUCUGCGGCUGCUCAAUGAGAUCAUCGCCGACUUUGACGAGCUGUUGUCCAAGCCAAAGUUCAGCGGCGUGGAGAAGAUCAAGACAAUUGGCAGCACUUACAUGGCUGCUGCAGGGCUCAGUGGGGCGCAGGGUCAGGAGAACAAUCAGGACCGAGAGAAGCAACAGGCCCAGAUCGGAAACAUGGUGGAGUUUGCCAUCGCUUUGAUUGGCAAGUUGGACGGCAUCAACAGACAUUCCUUCAACAGCUUCAGGCUGCGUGUGGGCAUCAAUCACGGUCCAGUGAUCGCAGGAGUGAUCGGGGCGAGAAAACCUCAGUACGACAUCUGGGGCAACACGGUGAACGUGGCGAGCAGGAUGGAGAGCACCGGGGAGCUCGGAAAGAUCCAGGUAACAGAGGAGACAUCCGAGGUGUUGCAGAAGCUGGGAUACUCCUGCGAAUGUCGGGGAUUUAUCAAUGUCAAGGGGAAAGGUGAGCUCAAAACUUUCUUUCUGUGCACCGACAUGAGCAAGCAGCAAGGCAUGGGGCUGAGCUGAGGGUCGGGCCACCGCGGCCGACGGACUCACGCACACAAAGUCAAAGAGUUUACAAACUGUUGUGCGUCACAAAGUGUUGACACAGACCGGACUGUGGCGCUGCUGUGUUCCUGUGACCGUGCUGAAUGAAAAAUACCGAGGACUGAAAAGGAACUGCUGCUGCGAUGACAUUGAACUCUCUUCACUUCUGGGCCCUUUUUGCCCGUUCAGGAAGUGGGAGUCAAGCUGGGAAGUUUGUCACUAUGUACAAUCAAAAUCUGUUUCUAUUCACGAACGCAUUCGCAUUCAGUUGUCAGUCACUUUUGUAUCCCCCUUUUUUUUUUGUCUUUGACUUGGAUGUUUGAGAAAAAAACACACAGCUGGAGCAUUUUUGAAGAUCAUAUUUGGAUCAUAUUGUUUGACCCACAUAGUUUUCCAGUUUGACAAGGGAAGGACACUGCUGUUACUGUGUAAUGAGCCAGACUUACAAGUACAUGACGCUGUUUCAAUGUCGAGAAACAGACUGUACACUCAAUGCGGACGUCCUUACGCUCUUAUAUCUUCAGCGUCUUUGAUUAUUAACCCAGAAGUUUAGUUGUGACACGUUGUCAUGUUCGGUUCCAAGUGUGCUAACCUAUGAAAAGAUAUUUGCCGUUUCAAGAGGACGGAGACGAGUAAAUCCACGUGCUGUGUGCAAGGCAUCCGUCGUCAGUGUGUACUCAGCUGGAAUAAGAAAUCUGUUUUCACUCACUGUUGUCGGCCUGACUGCAUCGCGGGAAACCCGUGUCUCUCUGCACCGGUGUCAUCCGUUCGUGUGACCCAGCACCUCAAGCUCCUGCCUUGCUGUGAAUGUUUACCCGAUGGUCACCUGACCCGAAAUGGAACACUCUGUGCCUCUUGAAAACUAAUUUGUCUUGUGGCCUUGUCUUUUCAGACCAUCAUUUAGUCUGUCAUUGUGGUUACAUAAUAAUAAUAAUAAUAAUAAUAAGCCUUAAUGUGAACAAAUGUGACAUUGGAUUUUGUACAGUUACAGAAUGUAAUAAAUGUUUUCCUAAGUGUC